AAGUUGAGAGAAGUCACGGACACGCUCUCGGAGAAGUGGGAGGAGUCGGAUGAAAAGCCGGCGAUCGUGACGCUCAGUGUGUACGGGUUCGUCGGUCUCGUCGCGGCGAACGGUACGCUUCGCGCGGUGGACUCGUUGCCGCUCAUCCCGGACCUUCUCGAACUCGUCGGGAUCCUCUUCUCGGGUUUCUUCGUGUACCAGAACCUCCUCUACAAGCCCGACCGCGCGGCGUUGAAAGAGACCGUCACUAAGACCUUGAACAAGAUUUUGUAA
Messenger RNA from Ostreococcus lucimarinus CCE9901, 273 nucleotides. RefSeq lists its product with no specific name. Gene Ontology annotation, cellular component: thylakoid; chloroplast thylakoid membrane. Lineage: Eukaryota; Viridiplantae; Chlorophyta; Mamiellophyceae; Mamiellales; Bathycoccaceae. The annotation marks the transcript as partial. The record is from RefSeq and is a predicted model, not a curated record. The transcript has a single exon.